Phalacrocorax carbo (great cormorant) is the source of this 1841-nucleotide messenger RNA. The record is from RefSeq and is a predicted model, not a curated record. Lineage: Eukaryota; Metazoa; Chordata; Aves; Suliformes; Phalacrocoracidae.
AUGGGGUCUGAAGGGCAACAGGACAUUGAGAUGUCUAUCUUAACUGCUCUCCUCAAAGGUACCAAUGCGUCUGCUCCAGAUCAGCUCAGCUUGGCUUUGGCCUGGAAUCGUGUAGACAUUGCACGCAGCCAAAUCUUUGUCUUCGGACACCACUGGCCACCUUUAGGAAGCCUUACAGCUCCUGAUGGUACCGCUCCUGAGAAGGAAAAGAAAUCUCCAGCAGUUCAGACUAAAGCAGCCAGAGGGAAAGGAAAAGGGAAGAAAAAGGGAGGAAAAGGAAAAGAAGAGCCAGAAGAAGAAACAGAUCCAAGAAAGCUUGAACUCCUGAACUGGGUGAAUUCCCUGGAGCAGGCUAUGCUGGACGCAUUGGUUCUGGAUAGAGUGGACUUUGUGAAACUACUUAUUGAGAAUGGAGUGAACAUGCAGCACUUCCUCACUAUUCCUCGACUGGAAGAACUUUAUAAUACUAGAUUGGGUCCACCAAAUACACUGCAUUUGUUAGUCAGAGAUGUGAAAAAGGGAAAUCUUCCACCAGAUUAUCAUAUCAGCCUGAUAGAUAUUGGUCUUGUACUUGAAUAUCUCAUGGGUGGAGCUUAUCGCUGCAACUAUACUCGAAAAAGUUUUCGGACUCUUUAUAAUAACUUAUUUGGACCAAAGAGGGAUGAUGAGCCUCCCACCAAAGGGAAAAAGAAGAAGAAGAAAAAGGAGGAAGAGAUCGAUAUUGAUGUGGAUGACCCAGAAGUCAGCCGCUUUCAGUAUCCCUUUCAUGAACUGAUGGUAUGGGCCGUGCUGAUGAAACGGCAAAAGAUGGCACUCUUCCUUUGGCAGCGAGGGGAGGAAACCAUGGCCAAGGCACUUGUGGCCUGUAAGCUGUACAAAUCUAUGGCCCAUGAGUCUUCUGAAAGUGAGCUGGUGGACGACAUCUCUCAGGAUCUGGACAACAACUCAAAAGAUUUUGGCCAGCUGGCUGUUGAACUCCUGGAUCAGUCUUAUAAACAUGAUGAGCAGAUUGCCAUGAAACUAUUGACCUACGAACUGAAAAACUGGAGUAAUUCUACCUGCCUGAAAUUGGCUGUGGCAGCUAAACACAGGGACUUCAUUGCUCACACAUGCAGCCAGAUGCUCUUAACAGAUAUGUGGAUGGGACGACUACGCAUGCGGAAAAACCCAGGCCUUAAGGUUAUAAUGGGGAUUCUCUUCCCUCCCACCAUCCUUUUCCUAGAGUUUCGGAGUUACGAUGAUUAUUCCUACCAGACGUCAAGAGAAAAUGAGGAAGGCAGAGAAAAGGAGGAGGAAAAUGUGGAUGCAAAUGUGGAUACAGGCUCCCGAAAAGGAGAUGAAGAGAAUGGAAACAAAAAACAAAAGAGCCUUCCAAUUGGAACAAAGAUCUAUGAAUUCUAUAAUGCACCUAUUGUCAAAUUUUGGUUCUACACAAUAUCAUACCUUGGUUACUUGAUGCUAUUUAAUUACAUCAUCUUGGUGCGGAUGGAACGGUGGCCAUCAGUCCAGGAAUGGAUUGUCAUCUCCUACAUUGUGACACUGGCUUUAGAGAAAGUAAGAGAGAUUCUGAUGUCAGAGCCUGGCAAGCUGAGCCAAAAAGUGAAAGUUUGGCUCCAGGAAUACUGGAAUAUUACUGAUCUGGUGGCUAUUUCAGUAUUUAUGAUAGGGGCAAUUCUUCGCCUACAGAACCAGCCUUACAUGGGUUAUGGAAGAGUGAUUUACUGCGUAGAUAUAAUUUUCUGGUACAUUAGAGUACUAGAUAUCUUUGGUGUGAACAAAUAUCUGGGACCUUACGUCAUGAUGAUUGGAAAGAUGGUUAGUGCCUAAAUUGCUGUAAAUUA